Lachancea thermotolerans CBS 6340 is the source of this 1083-nucleotide messenger RNA. Its product is annotated as SDR family oxidoreductase. Gene Ontology annotation, molecular function: oxidoreductase activity, acting on the CH-OH group of donors, NAD or NADP as acceptor. NCBI's taxonomy places the organism in Eukaryota, Fungi, Ascomycota, Saccharomycetes, Saccharomycetales, Saccharomycetaceae. The transcript has a single exon. Bases 1 to 1083 code for a protein of 360 amino acids. The record is from RefSeq and is a predicted model, not a curated record.
AUGGAUGAAAAAGUACUAGUUACCGGAUGCAAUGGAUUCAUUGCCCUGCACGUCUUGGACGUGCUUCUCUCUGAGAAAUACCACGUCAUCGGGACCGCGAGAUCUCAAGACAAGGCCGACCAGGUCAAGGAGUCGUUCAAGAAACUGUACCCAUACGCACAAUUGGAGGUCGAAAUUGUCCCCGACAUCACUAAGAGCGGUGCGUUUAAUGACGUUUUCAAGAAGUAUCCAGAUAUCCAGCAUGUGCUGCACACAGCUUCGAACUUCUCUUUCGGCCACGACCAGAGCACUGAGGAGGCAUACCUGAUCCCUGCGACACAAGGUACUAAGAACAUCUUGGAGACCAGUUUGACGCUCGGCAAGAAGGUCAAGCGUUUCGUGAUCACGUCGUCGUUCGCCUCUAUCAUGGACUUCGACCACGAAGGCGAUGCGAACUUCAUCCACACUGAGGCCACGUGGAAUCCAACCACCUGGGAGAAGGCCAAGGGCAACGAGCUUUCUGCCUACAUUGCCUCCAAGAAGCUCGCUGAGGAGUCUGCAUGGACCUUUAUGAAGAAGCACGAGAGCGAGGUGCCAUUCACCCUCACUACCGUGUGCCCACCAUACGUCUGGGGUCCUCAGAUGUUUGAUUCUAGCGUAAAGCGUGGCGUCUUGAACACCUCCGCAGAACUCAUUAACCAGGCGCUAAAAACCACGCCUGACUUCAAGGGUCCAUUCGACACGCCAAACGGUAUUGGCUGUGAUGUGCGCGAUGUUGCGCUGCUACACGUCUUGCCCCUACGCAACGAAAAGCUCGCCGGCAAGAGACUCUUUCCAGUGAAUGGUACUGGUGUCAAGCAGCACAACUACAAAAAUGCGCGCUUCAACAUGCAGCGCGUCCUCGAUGUGCUCAACAAGAAGUUCCCUGAAUUGAGAGGCAAGAUCUCAAAGGGUGGUAUUGAGGACAAUGAAAAGGCCCUGGCUGCUGGUUUCUACUACAACAAUGACGAGACCUGCAAGCUUACUGGGAUUGAGUUCAAGCCUCUCGAGGUUACCAUUCACGACGCUGCCAAGCAGAUCCUAGAAUUCGGUUCUUCCGAUUGA